This is a messenger RNA of Thlaspi arvense, 1308 nucleotides long. NCBI's taxonomy places the organism in Eukaryota, Viridiplantae, Streptophyta, Magnoliopsida, Brassicales, Brassicaceae. The record is from the annotation of a GenBank genome assembly.
CUUUUUUGUCUUGCAUUCAUUCAACCACCUCUCGUUAUUUGCAUCAUUGAUCACGUUUCUCAUGUAGUCUCAGUGUUUUCAACUUACAUGACUUUGCCCACCAGCUGUUCGCCAAAAUUACCAAACCAGUGUUCGUUUAACUCACAUAAAACGUUUCUUCUUUCUUUCUCUUCGUUCCAGUUUCCAGUAUCGAAGUCAGAAUUUGGUUUGAUCAUGGACCGUUGGUCCGGCGUAUUGAAGAUUCCGUUGGAUGCUACUUCUGUCAACUACUACAGAGUUGCAGCAUCUCUUUGCCUUUCUUCUUCUUCCUCCAAAGCAUUAGUUGCGCCUUGUGCAAAUGCGAUAUUCUUUCACGGGGACAUGGUUCGAGAGACUGGGAAUCAUGUGAUCGAGAGGCUCUACGAUUUGCAGAAAGUAGCUGAGAUUAUAGUUUCUAAAUUCGGCAACUCUGUUAAUGCUUGGGUUGUUGAGGCUUCUCUGUAUAAUGGACCGUUUGCCAUAUACAAGGACUUUGUUCCAUCAGUGAACCGGUUUGGAGAACCAAAAGCAUAUUCCCCAUUUGGCUUCCCAGCUUCUUCAUCCAUCGUCUCCCUCUUAUCCAGUUUCCUUCAUGAGGCAGGUAAAGAAGUGAGUUUGGUAAACCAGCUUGCGUCAGGUCAUAACUGUCCCAGAACAAUCGCUCUUGGGUUUAGCAAAGGUGGAGUUGUGAUUAACCAGCUCUUGAGCGAGAUGAGUUCAUUGAGUACAGAUUCAGCGGAAACUUCUUCAUCUACAACUCAAGAAGAACACAGGAGCAAGCGUGAAGAUGUUCAGAUGAUUCCAGCAUCGAAAGAGAGCUUCCUCAGCAGCAUUUCUCAGGUCCAUUAUAUUGAUGUUGGACUGAACUCUCGUGGUGCUUACAUCACUGAUAAAAACGUCGUGCAGAGGAUCUCCCAACGGCUUGCAGGAGGAGAAGAGGCGGUACGCGUCGUCCUCCAUGGAACUCCGAGGCAGUGGUGUGAUGAGCAGCGUGGCUGGAUCCUCGAGGAAAAAGAUGAGCUGGUUCGGUUGAUCAAAUCCGAAGCUGAGAGCUCCGGUGGGAGACUAGAGGUCCAUGAAAGGUUGUAUUUUGCAGACAGACUUGCUGAUCUGCAGAUGCACUUUGAGAUCAUUGAUGUUAUGGAUGUCUCGUCAACAUGAUCGCGGCAUGAUGAUGAUGUUCCCUUUGUCAAGGUUUACAAUCUCCCAUGUUCUUUCUCAGAUAUAUUUAGUCAAACAACCGUUGCCUAGAUGAUGCAAUCAAGAGAACUAAUAAAGACAGAUUGUUGC